This is a messenger RNA of Eruca vesicaria subsp. sativa (arugula), 773 nucleotides long. The record is from the annotation of a GenBank genome assembly. Lineage: Eukaryota; Viridiplantae; Streptophyta; Magnoliopsida; Brassicales; Brassicaceae.
UCUUCUCUUUGGCAGCCAUGGUGAAGUACUCGCAAGAACCCGACAAUUCAACCAAAUCUUGCAAGGCGAGGGGAGCAGAUCUCAGGGUCCACUUCAAGAACACAAGGGAAACAGCGCAUGCCAUAAGGAAGCUACCAUUGAUCAAGGCAAAAAGGUACUUGGAAGAUGUGAUAGCUCACAAGCAAGCUAUCCCCUUCACACGUUUCUGCCGUGGUGUUGGACGUACUGCUCAGGCAAAGAACAGGCAUUCAAACGGUCAAGGUCGUUGGCCUGCCAAGUCUGCUCAGUUUGUUCUUGAUCUUCUCAAGAAUGCUGAGAGCAACGCUGAGGUUAAAGGUUUGGAUGUUGAUGCCCUUUUCAUUUCUCACAUCCAAGUGAACCAAGCGGCAAAGCAGAGGCGGAGGACAUACCGAGCUCAUGGAAGAAUCAAUCCGUACAUGUCAAACCCAUGCCACAUUGAGUUGAUAUUGUCAGAGAAGGAAGAGCCUGUGAAGAAAGAGCCGGAGUCACAAUUGGCUGCCAAGUCAAAGAAAGGAGCCUCGUCUUGAGCCUAGAGACUUGAAUUUAUCGUGUGGUCACGUUGUGUGAUACAUUUUGUUCACUUUUAUUUCUGUAAGGCUUCGAAUCCUAUUUAGUAGAAAACAUAAUGAUGAUUCCGUUUUGGAUCCCAUUGGCGUGACUUGGAUUGCAAAAUUAUACAAAAUCGUAAAUUUGAUUUUGAAACAUGCCUCUGUUUGAAAACAUUGAAAAUGAUUAAUUAUCCACGAAAACCC